Engraulis encrasicolus (European anchovy) is the source of this 3668-nucleotide messenger RNA. RefSeq names its product solute carrier family 29 member 1a (gene slc29a1a). Bases 542 to 1936 code for a protein of 464 amino acids. Gene Ontology annotation, molecular function: nucleoside transmembrane transporter activity. Lineage: Eukaryota; Metazoa; Chordata; Actinopteri; Clupeiformes; Engraulidae. Gene Ontology annotation, biological process: nucleoside transmembrane transport; uridine transmembrane transport. The transcript has 14 exons. Gene Ontology annotation, cellular component: plasma membrane. The record is from RefSeq and is a predicted model, not a curated record.
UUCAGAUAACUUUGUCCUGGCCCCGGCCAAAGCUGUCAGCGGUGCCGUACCGCAGCCGUAAAGCAAUGGAAGUGUUUUGGAAGCAGCUAGUCACUGCAGAGGAGCCCGUGACUCACACUGGACUAGAGAGAAACAGACUAGUGGGUCCCUACGGUGCAUAACAACCGUGCCUGGCCAGGGAAGAGAGAGCACAUGAAGCCAUUGCUCCCCACGUUUAUCUCCAUAUCUUACUUACAAGUUUCCAAGAUAGUCACGUUAUAGGCGAAGUAUAUUUAGCCAACAUUACAUGUAGAUUUAUCUGACAGGAUUUUGUUUAUUUAUCUAUUUAUUUAUUUCAAAGUUAACGCUCAGAGAUCUAAAGUUCAAUACAGAGGGAGUCUCCAGCUUCAUUUGAACUGUUACUGGGCUACUUGGAUUAUGACCUCUGUGUAACCUUGUCAGAAAAGGCGUAUAAAAUCCUCCACUCUGCGCAUGGAAUGAGCCCUUGGAUUUGAUGCCAUUCAGUGAUUAACACUUAACACCACGCCACGAGAAAGUGAAAAUGACUGCCAGCGCUCCGAAAGACAAGUACCAUGCCGUGUGGAUCAUCUUCUUCAUUCUCGGCCUUGGAACUCUACUUCCAUGGAACUUCUUCAUGACCGCCACCAUGUAUUUCAUUGAGAGGCUGAAGGACCCUGUGGUAGUGCGAAGUAACGGCCACAGCAAUGGCAGCCAGAACGUGACAGCGGGCGCGGGGGAGGAGGAGAUGCGCAACGUCCUGCAACUCAAGUUCAGCAACGUGAUGACCAUGUGUGCCAUGAUGCCGCUCCUCUUCUUCACCUGCCUCAACUCCUUCAUCCACCAGAGGAUUCCUCAGAAGCUGCGUAUCUCUGGCUGUCUGUCGGUCAUCCUGGUGGUGUUCCUGUUCACGGCGGCGCUGGUGAAGGUGGAGGUGGCGGCGGUGCCCUUCUUCGCCCUCACCAUGGUCUCGAUCGUCUGCAUCAACUCGUUUGGUGCGGUUCUGCAGGGCAGCCUGUUUGGGCUGGCGGGGAUGCUGCCUGCUGCCUACACCACUCCCAUCAUGAGCGGCCAGGGCCUGGCUGGCACCUUCGCUGCUGUCUCCAUGAUCUGCGCCCUGGCUGAUGGUUCUGCGCUUGAGGACAGUGCGUUUGGCUACUUCAUCACCGCCUGCGUAGUCAUCCUGCUGGCCAUCCUGUCCUACCUCGCCCUGCCCAAAAUGGCGUUCUUCCACUACUAUGAAGAGAAAUGUAGACUUGCUGAAGAUUCGGAGUUCUUCCAGUACUAUGCCGAGGGAGGCUCGAGACCUGCAGAUGACGAGAACAAGAUGGAUCUGCUGAAGAAAGACGGUCCCACGGAGAAGAGGCCGGUGGUCAGUCUCACGGAUGAGGAGGGCAAGCCUGUCGUGUCAGUGUUUGGCAUCUUUAAGCAGAUAUGGGUCAUGGCCAUGUCUGUGUGCUGCAUUUUUGCCGUCACUAUCGGCACUUUCCCCGCCGUGACGGUGGACGUCAAGACCACGGUGGAGAAUCCGGGAUCUUGGGAGAAGUACUUCAUCCCUGUGUGCUGCUUCCUCCUCUUCAAUGUGAUGGACUGGGCAGGGCGCAGCCUGACCGCUGUGUGUAUGUGGCCUGGCAAAGACAGCAUGUGGCUGCCCAUCAUGUGCAUUGCGCGAGUGAUCUUCGUGCCGCUCUUCAUGCUCUGCAACGUGCAGCCGCGCUACGUCAUGCCCAUAGUCUUCUCCAACGACGCCUGGUACAUCGUCUUCAUGAUUAUCUUCUCCUUCAGCAACGGAUACCUGGCCAGCCUCUGCAUGUGCUUCGGCCCCAAGAAAGUGGCUCCCCACGAGGCCGAGACAGCUGGGGCCAUCAUGGCCUUCUUCCUGUCUCUGGGUCUGGCUCUGGGAGCGGCCCUGUCCUUUGCCUUCCGGGCUAUGAUCUGAAGACCAUCAUCUGAGGACCAGCAUCUGAGACGGACUGGUCUGUCAGAAGGAGGACUGUUCUCGCACCAAACCCCCACCCCACACCACAUUCACCCCCCCUCUCUCAAUCUCAACCACCCCCCCUGCUGUGAAAGCCUGGACUUUAUUGGGGGGGUCGGGGGUGACACUCUGCUUUUUAUGUUUCUGACCAGCCCGUCAACUGUUGCGUCAGCCAGAGAGCCAAGUGGCACGUCCCGUUUUCUACAAAGCGGUUUACGAAUCCAUGUGAAGAACUGCCGGUCUUCCUUUUCCUUGCCUUCCCUUGCCUUGUAUUAACGCAUCUUCUCUUGUUGUCCGUCUGUUCCAUUAGGAUGGGAUUGCUACUUUAACUGUGCCAAGUGUAGUAGUCACCCCUUCUUCUGCGCACUGCACUGUUGCUCUUAUAAACCUGGUCCUGCGGAAAACUGGAAAAAAAACUUAACACUAUACACUUUAGGUGAAUGUGAAGAACGGCCUUUUUCAUCAAGUUUAGGUGCCUAAUGACGCGUAGAGUAGAUAUGUAAGCGAUGUAGAAUAAUUUAAUAAUUAAAUAAUAUAAAAAAAAAUGUUGAACAACUCUUCAGGUAGUUCACAGGUCAAAAAGCCUACUUGGUAGCAUGAGUUUAGACCAGCUUGUAAAUGCAUUGCACUGAUGUUUUGUGCCAUUUUAUUUUAUUGUUUUUUCGUUUCACUACAAAAUGCAUGAAAGAUGCAGCUAUUGAUGUCAGAACUAAUAACAUUUAAGAUGUCUUUAAAAGACAGAUUGCCUGACUUUUUCAAGCCAAUUAAGAUACUUAGGUCAACUUUGUUUUACAAAGGCUUCUGGUGUACACCAGUGAAAUCAGUAUUGUAUUCCGCAUGCACUUGUACUGUAUGAAAUGCCUGUUAAACAUUUUUAAAGACUUAAAAGAUGAAGUGAAAUCUAUUUUUAGCGUUCUUAUAGACGUUUAGACGAUAUUGGUUUUUAAUGAGUCUUGUGGUAAUCCAAGUUAUGGUUGACCAGUGUUCAAAUGCUUCCUUUUUUUUAAAGAGAAAAAAAACUAGCCUUUUAUAUUCUGUAAAUACUGAGCCUUUGUUGUAUUUAUCAUCUGUAUACCUUCUAACUGCUCCAACUACAGUUUUUAAAAAGAAAAAAAAGCACAAUGUGCAAGUCAGGGUAUGGUUUCUCGUCUGUUUAGAGAGAAGGUUGUGAUAUAAUGACGUAAUGGCGAUGGCUCUGUUUGCCAUUGUUGCAAUGUUUAUUUUUUUGAAGAAACUGCCAAAUUGUAAUCUGUGAUAGACGAAAAUACAAUGUGUUUGUAUAAAAAAAAAUGCCUCUCAUAGUUUCUUCUUUUAGCCAUUGCAAUCAGACCACACAAGAAUGUACACUGUUGGACCCUUUCAUUUGGUGAGUGUCAUGCGUUGAGAGCUUCUCUGUUGAUGACUGAGGCGUCUCUACACAGCCUAAAGACUUACUGUCUCAAUAUAAUCUCAAGACUGAGUGGGCCGAUCUGGUCAACGUAACUCAAUUUGGUUAAAAAUGUAGUGACGUGGUUAUCCUCAGUCAUUUUGAAGGAUUUUUUUUUUUUUUUUUUAAUUGGCAUUGGCCAGGGAAAGCCCAGCAUUCUGUCUUGUCACGCUUGGCAAGCCCCUCUGAUCUUCCUUCUUUAACAGUCUCUCGUAACCCAGAAGUUUAUUCUCCACUUUGCUGUAUAAUUUUAAAAAGUCAAAUUCA